GCCCAGAGUACGAGCUACUUCCUAUGUUAGGGGUUGGAGCUGAUUUGGAUCAAAACGGCAUAAUUGUCUGUCAAAUAAACGUUGAGGUUCACUUUGGCAAACAUAACUUCAAAAGCCGAUUCGCUGCAAUAGUGAAAGGAAUUUUGGUUGAUCAACGUUACGUAAUAAUCAGAACUUUAUCCGUACAUCAUCAGAGAAUUUUCCUUUUAAAUGUUGAAAUUAGGAAAUGUAUUGAAAAAUAUGUGGCGCAAUUUUUUAUGUGAUA
Messenger RNA from Strongylus vulgaris, 265 nucleotides. NCBI's taxonomy places the organism in Eukaryota, Metazoa, Nematoda, Chromadorea, Rhabditida, Strongylidae. The record is from the annotation of a GenBank genome assembly.